Acaulospora colombiana is the source of this 571-nucleotide messenger RNA. The record is from the annotation of a GenBank genome assembly. NCBI's taxonomy places the organism in Eukaryota, Fungi, Glomeromycota, Glomeromycetes, Diversisporales, Acaulosporaceae.
UGCCCCCUCCCCCCCAAAUACCGCGCUUCAAGCCCAGACAACACAAGUUUCACCAUCCAUACUCACCGGUCAGUCUACACAGGCAACCACCACAAUCGCUAACCAUAUUAUGUAUCACUCAACAGCUACUUUCUUAUCAAAGAAUGAAGAAAACACUCGACUAGAUGGGCAAGAAGGAUCAGGGGGUCAUACAAGACGUCGGGGUUCCCUUCCUCUCGCUACGUCCUUGCCUGCAACUCGCAAGGAAUCGGUUGCCAAAAGUGGAAGAAGCACCCCUGUGCGUUCCGCCGAAUCUGAGAGCAGAAGAAGCCAUGAAACGAACGACGAAAAUUCAUCCUUGCCUUCCGGACUGACUGAGUCUGCGAACAACUCGAGUGAGUGUUCAACCUUUGCUUCGCCUUCAUCGACGAAUGCUGGAACAAAUACGACAAGAACAAAACGAGGGCUCAAAGGAACGCUGAGCGCAGCAGAGAACUAUGCGGCAUCGCUGUUCAAGACAAAAGGGAAGGGGAAAAGCGGAAGAGCCAGUCCAAGUCCAGGUAUCAACCAGUCGCAUAAACAAGAGAAAUAA